Molecule: messenger RNA, 3132 nt
Organism: Panicum hallii
Lineage: Eukaryota; Viridiplantae; Streptophyta; Magnoliopsida; Poales; Poaceae
Product: trihelix transcription factor GTL1-like
Exons: 4
Coding region: 271-2484 (737 amino acids)
Source: RefSeq, a predicted model, not a curated record
CUUCCGGCCCUCUCCUCACUCCUCCCGCAGCCCUCCGGCUCUCUCCUCGCCCACACCACUCUCGCUCGGUGUGUGGGGGCGAGAGAGAGAGAGAGAGAGGAGGGGAGGUAGCUGCUAGGCUGGCUGGGCGCGCCUAGAGCUUCCCUACAACUCGGUACUAGUACCAGGCUAGCUUCUGCAGGUAAGCCAGCCGGCCGGCCACACUUGCGCCUGCCUUCUUCCCGCGCGUCAGCCGCGGCGGAGGAGGGGACUCGGUGGCCGCGCGCCGCCAUGCAGCAGCAGCACCAGCACCAGGACGGGGGCGGGUCCCAGUACGGGGCCGUGCCGCCGGACAUGGGCCCCUUCUCGCCGCCGCCGGCUUCCGGCCCCAUGCCGCUGAGCAGCAGGCCCCCUCCGGCGACGCAGCCGCAGCAGCCGAGGGCGAGCUACGAAGAACUGGCCGCGGUGUCGUCCGGGGCCGGUGCCGGCGGCUUCGACGACGAGAUGCUGGGCGGCGGCGGCGGCGGCGGGUCGUCGGGGGCGUCCAGCAACCGGUGGCCGCGGGAGGAGACGCAGGCGCUCAUCAGGAUCCGGUCGGAGAUGGACGCCACCUUCCGCGACGCCACGCUCAAGGGCCCCCUGUGGGAGGACGUCUCCAGGAAGCUUGCGGAUUUGGGCUACAAGAGGAGCGCCAAGAAGUGCAAGGAGAAGUUUGAGAACGUGCACAAGUACUACAAGCGCACCAAGGAAGGCCGCGCCGGGAGGCAGGACGGCAAGAGCUACCGCUUCUUCGACGAGCUGGAGGCGCUGCAUGCGGCCGCGCCGCAGCCGCAGCAACAGCCACCGCACCACCAGUUGCCUCCAGCAAGCACCGCCCCGCCGCUCCACGCCUUCGCGGCGCCAGUAUCCGCACCGCAGCCGAUGAGUUCAAUGCCGCCACCGCCGCCGGGGCCGAUGCAGCCGGCGCCAAUAUCUUCGGCGGCCCCGGCUCCGGCUCCGGGGCCGGUGCCCGUGGAGAUGCCCUCGGCCGCCCAUCAGCCCCUCAACCUGCCAGGUUUCAGCUUCUCGUCCAUGUCGGAGUCGGAGUCGGACGACGAGUCCGAGGACGACGACAUGACCGCGGAGACGGGCGGCAGCCGGGACCGCCUCGGCAAGCGGAAGCGCGGCGGCGGCGGCGGCAGCAAGAAGAUGAUGUCCUUCUUCGAGGGGCUUAUGCAGCAGGUCGUCGAGAGGCAGGAGGAGAUGCAGCGACGGUUCCUGGAGACCAUGGAGAAGCGGGAGGCCGAGCGCACGGCGCGGGAGGAGGCCUGGCGCAGGCAGGAGGUCGCCCGCCUCAACCGCGAGCAGGAGCAGCUUGCUCAGGAACGCGCCGCCGCAGCCUCCCGUGACGCCGCCAUCAUAGCCUUCCUCCAGCGCAUCGGCGGGCAGUCCGUGCAGCCGCCUCCCGCCGUCGUCGUCCCAAUGUCAGUCCAGACUCCGCAACCGCCGAAGCAACCUCCUCGACAGCAGCACCCACCUCCGCCGUCGCCGCAGGCCACGACACCGCAGUCGAAGCCAAUCUCAGCCGCGCCUCUCCAGCAGCAGCCGAAGGAAACGCCACACCGGGAAGUUGCCACGCCGCGCAGCGCGCCCCCGACCUCUAGCGCGUCACUGGAGCUGGUGCCCGUCACGGAGCAGCACGUCGAUUCCGGUCUUGGAGGUGGAGACGGCGGGGCGGCGUCGUCCUCGCGGUGGCCGAAGACGGAGGUGCACGCGCUCAUCCAGCUGCGCAUGGAGUUGGACAUGCGCUACCAGGAGACGGGUCCCAAGGGCCCGCUCUGGGAGGAGAUUUCUUCCGGGAUGCGGCGGCUGGGAUACAACCGGAGCUCGAAGCGGUGCAAGGAGAAGUGGGAGAACAUCAACAAGUACUACAAGAAGGUGAAGGAGAGCAACAAGAAGCGGCCCGAGGACUCCAAGACCUGCCCAUACUUCCACCAGCUCGAGGCCAUCUACAACAGGAAGCACCUCCGCAGCGUCGCAGCCGCCGCCGCGUCCAAUGUCGUCAUCGCCCCCGCCGCUCCUCCCGCCCUCCCUGAGCAGCCGAACCCGAGCCGGCACGAGAUUGAGGGGAAGAACAUCAACGACGACAAGAGGAACAACGGAGGAUCAGGCGGAGGCGCGCCGCAGGUGCCGGCCAGCAAUGGCGAGAAAGCGCCGACGACGCCGGCCGCGUUCGACGCUGACAGCGGCAUGAAGAAGCCAGAAGACAUCGUCAGGGAGCUGAACGAGCAUCCGCCCCGGGAGUUGACGACGGACGAGACGGACAGCGACGAAAUGGGCGACGAGUACACCGACGACGGCGAGGAGGGCGAGGACGACGGCAAAUUGCAGUACAGGAUACAGUUCCAGAGGCCCACGAACCCGGGCGGCACCAACAGCGCGCCAGCACCGGCAUCGACGGCGGCGGCCGCACCCGCGGUGCCGACCUCGGCUCCGGCGAGCACCUUCCUCGCCAUGGUUCAAUAGGCAGGAGCGCGCGCGCGUGGCCGGCACCUCCAUGAACCGUACGUAUAUGCUUUUCAAACAAAAAACCUGCAAGCAUCGCCAUGAGCGUCACCUCCUCCUCCACACCAGUCCACCAAAGCACCAUCAGUCCAUCAACCAACUACACCACGGUUCUUGUUCAUCCUGUAAUUCUCCUCCUCCCCGUGCCAUUCCAUUAUUUAUUGAUUUGUUUCGGGUAAUUAAUAAGAGCCCCAUCCUGACGGCCCCUUAACCGGAGGACGCAGCGUGGGGCUGCGGUGGUAGAGCAAACAGCGAGAGUCAGUUCCGAUCCCUCAGUAACUUAUUUAUAGGUCAUCGUCGAUCGUGUUAAACAGAAAUUGUAAAUCGAUGUAACAGUCAGUCCCUGAUGUUUUUCCUUUUUCCUUUUUACCCCCCUUCCCGAUGACGGCAGUAUACAAGUUUGUAUACGGGUAUACAAGAAUUACAUACAGUUCAAGCAACUUGCGCUUGCAGAGGUGAGGUGUUUUUGCCGUGGGGGCUUUACCUUUUGUCUUUUUUUCUUCUUUUACAGUGGAUAUAAAUCUUGUUACCUGUUACAGUGUACAUGCAUGGUGCUGUUAUUCUAGUAUUCUGCCCUUUUGCAAAUAUUGAGCGAUUCUUCUUUUUAAA